AUGAAGAGACUAGCAGCUCGCCGCUAUGCUGGCUGGCUAAUUCUCUCCCCCACAGCUGCAGCCGAUCCCGAUAGUCCGCCUGCAGACCGCGCUCAGCCGGAGGCCGGACCGAACGGUUCCCUGGAGGAGAUGGAGGAGGACAUCAGUCUGAAGAAGCGUAAAAGCGAUCACCAUGCAGAGAAAGAACCGCAGGCCGGCCAGGAAACCGGAGAAAAGGUCAAAAGGAAGCGAGGACGCCCGCCCGCUGAGAAACUGCCUCCGAACCCACCGGAGCUCACCAGGAAGCUGAGCACCCUGGUAGACAUGGUCAUCAACUACAAGGACGGGUCGGGUCGACAGAUCAGCAAAGGCUUCGUGCAGCUUCCCUCCAAGAAGGAGGUGCCCGAGUACUACGAGCUGAUCCGGAAGCCGGUGGACUUCCGGAGGAUCAGGGAACGUGUGCGUAAUCACAAGUACAGAAGUGUGGUGGACUUGGAGAAGGACGUGUUCCUCCUGUGUCACAACGCUCAGACCUACAACCUGGAGGGGUCUCAGAUCUACGAGGAUUCGAUCGUCAUCAAGUCGGUUUUCGAGAGCGCGAGACAGCGGAUCGUCACCGACGAGGAGCGGAAAGAGGCGGUCGGCGCCGGCGGUCACAGCGACGACGGCACCGGAGCCGAAGACCAAUUUGUUCCAUCGGCAGUGAAACCAGCGCCGGUCCAGCUGAAGAAGGCCAACAAGGAGGGGCGGAGCAGAAACACCUCGGCCAGGAAGCUCCUCAGGUUGGACAGCGAUGAGGAUCGAGAGGACAACACCACGAAGGACGAAGGUUGA
Molecule: messenger RNA, 813 nt
Organism: Cyclopterus lumpus (lumpfish)
Lineage: Eukaryota; Metazoa; Chordata; Actinopteri; Perciformes; Cyclopteridae
Product: probable global transcription activator SNF2L2
Exons: 6
Coding region: 1-813 (270 amino acids)
Biological process (GO): chromatin remodeling
Cellular component (GO): RSC-type complex
Molecular function (GO): protein binding
Source: RefSeq, a predicted model, not a curated record